This is a messenger RNA of Drosophila rhopaloa, 5403 nucleotides long. Its product is annotated as homeobox protein 2. The record is from RefSeq and is a predicted model, not a curated record. The transcript has 3 exons. NCBI's taxonomy places the organism in Eukaryota, Metazoa, Arthropoda, Insecta, Diptera, Drosophilidae. The coding region runs from base 138 to 5309 and encodes 1723 amino acids.
GUUUGGGGGCAAACAAAAAUAGUUCCAAGUUUAUGUAUUAUAUUUGGUGUUUCUGCAUUCUACCAAUAUAAGGCAGACAGGGACAACGCUAUGAUAGAUUGAUCACCUGAAAGGACUGCGAGGGACUGAGAGGCAAGAUGGCACCCAAGGAUACCACCUCGUUUUUGAAUAUGGAACGCUUAGAGAAGACCAAGAAGCUUAUUGAACUAUAUCGAUCCAGUGAGUGCCUGUGGAAUUCGCAGUCUCCGGGAUUUCAUAGUGGUUCUGUCAAGGAGGACGCUUGGCGAAGGAUUACGAGUCAGCUGAACAGUGGCUUGACUCCUGACCAAGUGAAACUUCAGGUGCUUGGCCUUCGAAAUUACUACUCCAAAGAGUGCGCCGCCAUCCGACUCGGCCAGCGUGCAGGUUAUUGUCAUGUACCGAGACACGCCUAUUUCGAGGACCUUCAUUUCUUGGGUAAUCUGGAUUUCGGAGAAACGAAAAAGCCUGAGGACAAUUUCAGCCUAGUCAACCGCCUUCUUGAUGAUGUUUUAAUCUUGGACGACAGUAGUACUAUUAAAGCCAAUUAUCCACCCACAUUUUCGGAGUCCACAUUUUGCGAUCAUGCAGCUUUAUUAACUCCAUGCUCCAGUGAAACCAAGUGCGGUUUCACCCUCUACAAUAUGUUCCUAGAACCAGAGCCGGAUCAACCACUUCGAAAUCAAUACCAUCCUAAUACAGGAAGAGCCACUUCCGGCAAUGAUCGCUGGUAUCCUACAAGCUAUUGUGUUCAGUGCAACCAAGAAGAAAACAAGGAUUCCUGUCCGGCAUGCGAUGACAGAGGUCAAGACCGUUCCCCACAUUCUGAAAGUGAAAGCUCCUUGAAAGGAGGGCAAUGCGGCUGCUGCGAUCCAGGGAAAAGUAGUCAAGUUCAGACUGCACCGCAAAGUCAAGCUCGGUCCAAAGCAGUCAUCCAAAACCAGACACAAAAUCAGUAUCUGGCACAAGUUGAGUGUACAUGCUCAAAAAAAUCUCAAAAACGAAACGGGAAUGAGAAUCACACUCAGGAUGAGUGUCCAUGCUCAUCGCAAAACAGGCAAAAACGUUCUCCAAGAACCAACCAAAAUGGUGUAUUCGUGGAUAUGGGAAACUGGGAUGGCAAUGAGUCCACCAAUAAUGGAGCACACAAUGAUAAUUGGCCAGGUCCCAGGCUAUGCUAUCAAACCCGAAAGCAAUGGGUGCCUAGGGAGCGAAGAGUUGUAUCUGAUGACGGUAAAAAACCCUGUUCCGGAGGUUGGAAACGAAAUAACGAAGCCAUCUGCAAGCGACUCCAGGAUCAGUUGGUGAAACAGCAAAACCAAAGUGGCAAUUACUCAGAAGAAGGAGACUCCAGUGAUGAUCGAAACCGGAGCUAUAAGCAGAACGAACGACGUCAGUCUGGCGAGGAUCAGUUAAAUGUAAUGCUUUUAAAGAAAAACGAACAGGGGAAUUCAGCUAAUGAUCAAGCCUUAUAUCAAAAUAAUCAGCCGAUUUCGGAUCAGGGUUACUACAAUAGCAGCCAACCAGUUCAAAAUCAAUGUUACUGCACUUAUAACCAAUCGAAUCCAGAUCCACAACGCUGCGAUAUCCAGGCAUGUCAGUGCGUUUAUUGCAAUCGAUCUUUAGCUCCACCCCAGGCAAAUUAUUACCCACCGCCGCAGUCCGAACAGAGUCCCACAAACUAUCCCCAAUCAGGUCCUCCUCCAAAUCAACCUUAUGGGGGAAUGGAAAAUGAGUACGGACGUUAUGGAUAUCCCAAUCAACCUAUCGUUUACUGCAUCAAUACCGAGGAUCCAGAGAUCUGGGUUCAGGCUCAAUCUACGGCUCCUGCUUCAAAUCCUGCCCAGAUGCCCAGGGUCCCACCAUCAAAGUCUUGGCAGCAGGAAAUACAAGAUGGACCACCAGCGCCUAACUACACGGCACCCUAUGAUGCAAGUUUUCCACAAAAUGGACUAGAUAACAUACACUCAUCGAAUAUAAAUGCAAUACUACAGCCUGAACACCCAAUACACCAUCCCACCGCAAAAAGACGACAGAGGCCACCAAUGGAAAACUAUCAGUUUGUGGAGUGUCCUGCUUAUAAAAGGGAGCCACAACCUAACUACCAAAGGGAUCGAUCGAACAGAGGAAAUUAUCAAAACCAGAAAAGAAGUGCUGAUACUGAUGAAGACUCGCUUGCUAGCCGGGAAAACCCAAACAUCCAUCAGCGUCCAGCUCGAAGACAAUUGCGAAACGAUAAUCAAAACGGUCAGCGCAACGAAAUAGAUCAAGAAUUUGUGGAAAAUCCUAAUCAAGAGAGAAGGCGGGAUUAUGAUGAUGAAAGUCCAUCUCGAAGGAGGCAACGUAAUCAAAAUUCGGAUCGUUCACCUCAGAUUAAAAAACCAUAUGAAGAGCGUCCAACCCAAGGAAGGUCUCGAAAUUAUAAUAGAGUGGUUAGUAACCCUAAUUCCAACUAUGAAGAUUCUUCCCCUUCAAGGUCAAGGAGAGAUCGUACCGAGAACCCAAACAAAUUCAAAGGUUAUCAGCUUGAAUCCGACGAUUCCCAAAAUGAAGAGUACCCGGCAUAUUAUCGUCCCAAGGAAUGUCCCAAUUUGGAAUGUCCCCACCGCGAAGAUAGAAUUGCGGCAAAAACAAGGCCGCCUGCAAGGAAUCGCGACUAUGAAGAGGAAGGAAAACCAAGUUCCAAUGGAAGAUCGCGAGGUCGGGAUAGAAACCUGCCCGAAAAUGGUACCUAUGAAGAGCAACAACAAGGUCCCAAGGCAAGAUCCUAUGGUCGAGGAAGAGAAGAUAUUGUGAAGCCGAAGAAAAAAUCAGCUGAAGAAACUAUUAAUUCAAAAGGGCGAACUCAAGAAUGCAACGACGAAACCUGUCCGUUUGGAGGUUAUUCAUUAAGGCAGGAUAGAGAUCGUACAGAACGUCAACCUAGAAAUAUGCAGGACAUCAGAAACCCAAAAAAUGGAAAUGGCAAAUACCAAAGCUCCAGAAGAAGAGACUACCAGUGCAAUGAUGAUACGUGCCCAUAUGCUCCUUCUGCGGACCCUCCAAAAGAAAGGUCGAGAAAACCUCUUCAAGAGCGUGGCGAUGAAGAUAAGGUACUAAGGAAAAGGUAUCGGAGUGAAUCUGCAUCAAGAAAUCAACCGAGGGAUACGAAAAAAACUAAAGAUCCAGAGAAAAGCAAAAAAGAAUUAGAUAAUUUUGGGAAAACAAGGAAUGAAGCUCCCGAAGGUUGUGAUGAUUGUGAAUGUGAUUCAGAAGAGAAUGAAUACGAACCAACAGGAUUGAUGAAUGAUGAACGCAACUAUGAUAACCCUGAAGAUCGUGGACCCCCAGAAGAGAUUAACCAAUAUCCCAAAAGGGAGGAACGGGAUGUACCACCUAAAAAUAAUAGAAAUAAUAGCAGAAGUGCAAAGGAUUACCGCAAUGAAAAUAAUGAAAAAAGUCCGAGGGGUUACCGCAAUGAAUAUAAAAACACAACUAGUGGAAGAACAGAAAUGGACAACUUUUAUUCCGAUGGAUAUGACGGCAAUACUGAAUAUGAUGCCUAUCCUAUAAGAGACAACCGAAACCGAUCUCAUAAGGAGUCCAAUAAUUAUGAUAGAACAGAAGCAAAUAGAAGAGACCAACGAAUCAAGGGCAAUAAUGCCUACUCCUCCGAAGGCGAGGAUCAAUCGUAUCCGAUGUCGGAUAAAAAAAAUAACAUACGAAAACAAAAUGAAGGUAAUAUGUCUCCCAAAAAGAAACCAGAUUCCUGGGGAGCUGAUGCAUACAAGUUAGAAUAUGAAUGUCUGUGCAGUGAGGAUGAACUUCCCCAAACUGAAAAUGGGUAUAUAAAUUCUAUGCCAAAUAGGGACCCUCAAGAGUCCAGAAAUCCAAGGGUUUUGGACAAUAACAAAGAGAAAAUUCAAAAUAGAACCACGGGAAAUAUGCUCGAUGUAGACGACACCAAAGGCAAGGAUUAUCAACAAUUUGAAAAAAAAAAUACGAAUACAUUGCCUGAAACUCCUUCACCAAAUAAAAACGAUAAAAAGAAUCCGAAUGACAAUGGAAAAGAUGAAAGAGGAAAUGGCAACAAUAUAGGAGGCUGUAAAUGUCAUCCUGAUAACAGAUCCUCCAUCGAGGAUUGUAUUUGCAUUCCUCUUACUGAGCCAAAAGAACCGAAGAUAACUGUUAUGAAUCAACGAAAGCAAGCUGGUAGUAUAUGCAUGGCCCUAAACGUUUUAAUGGAUUGCGAAGGCCAGAGGGAAGAAUCAACUGGGAUAGCGAAUAAACCGCCAGGUCAAGCAAAUGUUGUAGCCAAACUAAAUAAGUUCAAAAUGGAACAAAUGGCAGGGAAAACUAAGCCUCGUGAAUCACUACCCGUAUCUAAUAAUGGUACCCACUCGCCUUCAGAGAAGAGUAGUCCCUCCCCAAAGUCCGGAAAAUCAUCAAAGUCUGCCAGCCCCAUUCGCCUUCUGGGGACUCCGAGGACUCAGCCAGGAGAGCCGAUCAAAAGACGAGUCGCCACUGCGACAACUGGAGGGCAAUCCAGUGCGAAGAGAACUAUGGACACCAAUGCAGCUGCCAACAGCAAGUUGCCCUUUGAUCUAAAAUCGGCCGCAUAUUUUAUUUGCAAAUUACAGGACGAAGGUAACAACCAUCGUUACCUCCUUGUGGUGCCCAAGCAGCCGAUUGAAAGACCCUAUGGCCAUCGGAUGGGCUCAGGACAGGCGUCUGGGAAGCAGCUGCACUGCCCGCGGCAGUGCUCCGGCUUUCAGAGUGUGUCCUGGACCAAUCCGUCGUCCGCAAGUCAACCGCAGCGAUCUCAGCAGUUCCAACCAAGGGAGGAUGGCCUCUCCGUACUGGGUUCCUUUAGGGUUCCGCCUGUCCUGGCCAGCACCGCGCUGGGCAUCAUCAAGGAGCACCUCAACAGGACGAUUGUGGAGCGGCAUUCAUUUGUAAGAGGUGCGGGCCCUCCUCUCCGAAAGAUGCGGCGCACAUUACUAUCCAGGCCGAUAUCGUCAAGGCCCAGGAGACCUGUUCUACGGCCAUCCCACAAAGCCAAUUCCCCGAUUCUAGACGAAAACCGUACCCUUCUGCUCACCAACAAUCCCUUCCAAAAUUUGACCUUUGGCGACCACCAGCGAGAGGUGAUAGUCCUGCAUCCACCGGAUCCUGGCUUUCGGCCCUCGAAGAACUCCUUCGGCAAGGACGAAGUGGAGGUGCAGCACAUAACAGUCCGGACCGAGGACCCCGGAGUGCAUCCAAGCCCACCAAAGCCGCCUGUGAAGCCCAAGCGAAAUGUCCCUCGGUGAUCAAUCUGUAGUUGUAAAGUCCUUACACACAUACUUUCCGGCCAUCCUGGCCAUCGAAUCAUAUAAAGAACAGCACCCAACCGAAGCCGCAGGA